This is a messenger RNA of Asterias rubens (European starfish), 1925 nucleotides long. RefSeq names its product transcription initiation factor TFIID subunit 11-like. NCBI's taxonomy places the organism in Eukaryota, Metazoa, Echinodermata, Asteroidea, Forcipulatida, Asteriidae. The coding region runs from base 82 to 1539 and encodes 485 amino acids. The transcript is spliced from 13 exons. The record is from RefSeq and is a predicted model, not a curated record.
CGCCGAUUGAGGGCGUAAAUCAUCUCUUAUGGCGACGGAACGCUGAAAUAAAAUUUUGAGUUUGACAGGCAAAAAAGUGAGAUGCAGAAUCAAAACAACAACGUUGCAAUGAUGAGUCGACAGUCUGGUAGCCGUAGUGGGACGCCCAACUCUAUGAUUGUACUGGAACAGGGUCGCAGUAGCCCAACGAGACCCUCCUCCUCCACCAGUAAGCGUCCAGCAAGACCAUCUCCAAUCAAAAGAGGGGGUAGUUCCUUAGAGAUUCUUCCUGCUGACGAAGAAGAAAUCAGCAGAUCCGCAAGCAGACUGAGCACCAACAGUGUCAACGAUGAGGGCUCCCGGCAGACCCAGAGUGCUGGAUCUCACAGCCGUCUCGGCUUCCAUGAUGAGCAGCAAGGAGGGCAAAAUGAGGCGGCAGGAAACAGACAGAGGGGACACGGGGAGAUGAAGAGAAGCAGUAGCGUCGAGAUGGACAGGAUGACGCCAGAAUCACCAAGGAGGCAGGUUUAUCUUCCGACGGUCAAGAGGAACUUUGAGCAGCAUGGCAUGCCAAUAAAUGAAGAAUUAGCCAAGGCCGUCCAGAACCGUUCCAUCCUACAAAACGGUUCCAUCAUUCCACCGUCAUCCGUCCACACAAGUACAGACUCACCGCACAGGAAGCAGCAGGGUCAAAGGUUAAACACACAGGACACCGAUGCAGGAACUUCAAAUGAGAGCUCAAAAGACUCUGUUGAUAUCGACGAGAGACUGGAACGGUUGACAGUCAAAGAGACCGAGGGUCAGAGGGCAGAUGUCAAAGUUCAAGGGGGACCAGCUAAAGAAGCAGUAGAGAUAGAUUCAUAUUAUGUUAGUCACGGCAGUUCAAACAAUGCUACAGCAGCUGUAACAAAUUCUUCAACAGUAGAUGAUGAUCCCUAUUACGUCACUCACAGUCAAGUGUCAUCGUCCGCAGCAAGUGAAGCAGUAACAAAUUCUUCAACAGCAGAUGAUGAUCCCUAUUACGUCACUCACAGUCAAGUGUCAUUGUCCGCAGCAAGUGCGAUAGAAAAUCCCAGCAGUGUUGAAGACAAUGCUGAUACUCCUGAAGAACCAGAAGUGAAACCUGCAGCUCAUGCGACCUCAACGAGUGAUGUCGCUGAGACGGGUCAAGAUGGUGAGGAUGAAGAUGAAGACAGUGAUGAAGAUGAGGAGGAAGAGGAGGAGAAAGCUCCAUUUCAACUUCUUGGAGAGUUUUUGGAAGCAGUCAUGGAGGAAGACUAUGAGAAUGCAGAGAAGCUUUGUAAGAUGGUUCUGAUGUAUGAACCUGACAAUGCUGAGGCCAAACAGUUCCAACCACUGAUUGAAGAAAUGCUUAAGAGAGAACGAGAAGCCCAGUUAUGGGGGAGCGGCAGCGAGGAUGAUUCUGAUGAUUCCGAUGAUUCUGAUGAAGAGGAUUCUGAUGAUGAUGAUUCAGACGAUGACGAUGAGUCAGACGAUGACGAUGAUAGUUCAUCCAGUGAGGAAAGUGACUCAGCUGAAAAUGCAGAAGAGGAGAAAUAAAGAAAAUAUACCUGAGCAUCUGACGUCUUUGUUCAGUGGAUCCAUUCAAGCAACCCAUGGAACCAGUAAGAAGCAUUAUAUUUUGUUAACUUUUCACUAAAUGUAGCUUCUGACUAGCACCCAUGAACAAAGAUAUUGACAAAAUAGAGAGACCCCCAGCAGAGGGCUAGAUAGCUCAGCUGGUGCUCUUUGAUUGUGGAUCUUUGGAUGAGAUUGUAAGCCAAGGCUUUAUAGAAUGGAUGACUGUAACUUAACCAUACUUAGGAGCUUGAUCAGUGACAGAAGACCAUCUGAAAUAUUAAUACUGAGUCCGUAUUUGAAACUUUGCAUGGUGGAAAUACGAUAUUCACAUGCAGUAAAGGUUUGCGGUAACACCAUGUAAUGAU